AUGAGUGAUUUUCCAUUCAAAUUAGAACCAUCAGAAAGAUUAUUAUUUUCAUCUUCAACAUUAGGUGAUGAAAGUUGUUCUGUAGUAUUGAAAGUUUAUAACACUACUAAUGAACCACAGGCUUUUAAAAUCAAAUGUACAAGUAAUGAUUUCUUCAGACUACGUCCUCCAGUUACAUUUUCUCCACCUGGACAGGAACCAUUAAAUAUUAAUGUCAUAUUUAAUGCUGGAAAACAGAUACCUGAAAAUGGAAAACACUAUUUUGCUGUCUAUGGAACACCAUGUACUGAUUAUCAUAAUGCUAGAAUAGCUUUUAAUUCAGAAAAAGGAAGGAAAGCUAAGUCAAAGAAAUUAUUUGCUGACUUUAAGAAGUUAGCACCAGAUGUCCCUGAAAAGAAAGAGGAUGAUAAGAAAGAAGAAGAAAAGAAAGAAGAGAAAAAAGAUGAUGAAAAGAAAGAAGAGAAAAAAGAUGAUGAAAAGAAAGAGGACAAAAAAGAAUAA
Strongyloides ratti is the source of this 501-nucleotide messenger RNA. RefSeq names its product MSP domain and PapD-like domain-containing protein. The record is from RefSeq and is a predicted model, not a curated record. The transcript has a single exon. NCBI's taxonomy places the organism in Eukaryota, Metazoa, Nematoda, Chromadorea, Rhabditida, Strongyloididae. Bases 1 to 501 code for a protein of 166 amino acids.